AUGAUGUCUUCCUCCGGCACCGGCAGGUACAUGGCUUUCCCGCCGUCUCCAUCACACUCCCUCCCUCAUCUAUCCGCCCUUCGUUCUCCUGCUUCAACUGCCAUCGCUGAACAUGACAAAUAUCUAAGUGAGUUAUUGGGAGAGCGUCAGAAGAUUAGUCCGUUCAUGGCCGUGCUUCCUCACUGCUAUCGAUUGUUAAACCAAGAAAUACUUCGUGUAACAACAAUCUUGGGGAAUGCGUCAUCAGUAUUAGGUCAAAGUGGGCUUGAGCAUGGUAGCCCCCUGGCUACUGGCGGAAUGUUCUCCAAAGGAAGUGCUGAUCCGAAUGGAUGGGUAUCACGAUUUCAAUCAGAAAUGCCGAGUCUGAUACAGUCGUCACCGACACCAAAUUGGCUGAGUCCACAAAGUAGCUCGUCUGGUCUUCUUGUUAAAAAGACAAUCAGAGUGGAUAUACCCGUGGAGACAUUUCCUAACUUUAACUUUGUUGGUCGCCUCCUAGGACCGAGAGGAAACUCUCUGAAGCGUGUGGAAGCAAACACCGAGUGCCGUGUUUUGAUCAGGGGCCGAGGUAGCAUUAAAGAUACAGCUAGGGAGGAGAUGAUGAGAGGUAAGCCUGGGUAUGAGCAUCUGAAUGAACCUCUCCAUAUUCUAGUCGAGGCAGAAUUACCGGCUGAAAUAAUAGAUGCUCGCCUUAUGCAGGCGCGUGAAAUACUCGAAGAUUUGCUUAGGCCUGUGGAAGAAUCCCAUGAUUUCUACAAAAAGCAGCAGCUUCGCGAACUUGCGAUGAUCAAUGGCACUCUCCGCGAGGAGGAUUCUCCGAUGUCUGGUUCUGUUUCUCCCUUCAACAACAGCCUUGGCAUGAAAAGGGCAAAGACCAGAGGGUAA
Lathyrus sativus (Indian pea) is the source of this 885-nucleotide messenger RNA. The record is from the annotation of a GenBank genome assembly. NCBI's taxonomy places the organism in Eukaryota, Viridiplantae, Streptophyta, Magnoliopsida, Fabales, Fabaceae.